UCUCUCUCUCUCUCUCUCUCUCUCUCUCUCAUCUUAUCACACCAGGUUUAGGGUUUCGUAGAAGAAGGCAAGGCAAGAAUCGGAAGAAACCAUGCCGAAGAACAAGGGAAAGGGAGGUAAGAACAGGAAGAGGGGAAAGAAUGAGGCUGACGAUGAGAAGAGAGAGCUGGUUUUCAAAGAGGACGGCCAAGAGUACGCUCAGGUCCUCCGUAUGCUUGGUAACGGUCGCUGCGAGGCUAUGUGCAUCGACGGCACAAAGCGCCUUUGUCACAUCCGUGGAAAGAUGCACAAGAAGGUCUGGAUCGCCGCCGGUGACAUCAUACUCGUCGGUCUCCGGGACUAUCAGGAUGAUAAGGCUGAUGUGAUUCUCAAGUACAUGCCAGAUGAGGCGAGGUUGCUGAAGGCAUAUGGAGAGUUGCCAGAGAACACUAGGCUUAAUGAAGGUAUUGCUGGUGGUUUGGAUGAAGAGGAUGAUGGUGGUGCUGAUGAUUACAUUGAGUUCGAGGAUGAGGACAUUGACAAGAUCUAAAAUUUGCACUUACCAUUCAUGUCUUAGUUUGCCUUGCAUUCUAUCAUUAUAUGAAUGAAUAGAGAGAGAGCUACUUAUGUGUAACGUUGUGCAUUGGGUGUAUGUACAAAGUUUAUGCUUUGAUAGAACAACUACAACAAUACUGCAAUUUAUCAUUUUCUGUGUUCUAAAUGGUUGUUUACUCGUAUAGAAUGAAUUCAAUAAUUUU
This is a messenger RNA of Ipomoea nil (Japanese morning glory), 737 nucleotides long. RefSeq names its product eukaryotic translation initiation factor 1A. NCBI's taxonomy places the organism in Eukaryota, Viridiplantae, Streptophyta, Magnoliopsida, Solanales, Convolvulaceae. The transcript is spliced from 3 exons. The coding region runs from base 92 to 529 and encodes 145 amino acids. Gene Ontology annotation, biological process: translational initiation. Gene Ontology annotation, molecular function: translation initiation factor activity; RNA binding. Gene Ontology annotation, cellular component: cytoplasm. The record is from RefSeq and is a predicted model, not a curated record.